Eimeria tenella is the source of this 561-nucleotide messenger RNA. Its product is annotated as Serine/threonine kinase, related. Gene Ontology annotation, biological process: protein phosphorylation. The record is from RefSeq and is a predicted model, not a curated record. The coding region runs from base 1 to 561 and encodes 186 amino acids. NCBI's taxonomy places the organism in Eukaryota, Apicomplexa, Conoidasida, Eucoccidiorida, Eimeriidae. Gene Ontology annotation, molecular function: protein kinase activity; ATP binding. The transcript is spliced from 3 exons.
AUGAACUACUUGCACCAAAAAGGAGUUCUUCACUGCGACUUGAAGAGUCCCAACAUUUUGAUAACUGCUUCUGGGGAGGUGCGGCUGUGCGACUUCGGGCUGGCCACCAUUGUGGAGGCCGCGGGCGGGCCGGACUGGUCUGCUGCGGCGCAGCAGCAGCAGCAGCAGCAGCAGCAGCAGGACCCCCAGGCCGCCCACCUCGGCUGCGUCGGCACCCACCACUGGAUGGCACCCGAGAUUCUGCGCGGAGAGCCGUUCACCUUCGCUGCUGAUGUCUACUCCUUCGGCAUUGUGCUCUGGGAAAUGCUUAUGGGCGAUUUGCCCUUCUCAGGAAUUGCGUCUUCCGCGCACCUCAUAACAGUCGUGGGGUACGGAGGAGUCAGCCCCCCACUCGACAAAAUCCCGAGGCCCCUCAGGGGCUUUCUCCGCAGCUGCCUGCAGCAAGACCCUUCUUUGAGGCCCUCUUUUGCUGCUUGUGCGCAGCUGCUGCAGCAGCUGUACACAGCCAACUUGCUGGACGUCGAGGUGGACUUGAACUCGCUGCUCGGGCUCGGCUCUUAG